ACUAACACCGUGACAACCGGUCAACGUUGACCUCGGUCAAGUCAUCAUUUAUCCUGGUAAUUGGGCGCAUCAUGAUGGUGGCAGUUUUCUUGAAUUCAGCGCCGUUCGUGGUAAUCAGUGUGAGUUUGAUCAUGAGUGGCAGCCAUCUGCGGCCAUGCGUCAUUAAUAUUGGUACGUUUGGCAUGGUUUCGUGAUGCGACUGUGCGCACUGCGCAGGCCAUAUGUAGUAUGGAAGGUUGCAUAUACAACGACCGGGCAAGUCAUCUACCUUAUUGCUUACAGGAAAUGUUGAAUCAGAGUUAUUCUGGAUCACGAUGUUAACUAGCAGCUUAGUGACACUUGCACUUGCACUUCCUUUCACCAUUGCGCAAAACCUGAGCGUGCCAUCUACGUGGCGUGAUCCUAGCACUUCUAUUUCUCGUUCAGACCGUGUCUCAAUUGCACGGAAUUGUAUCAACACUCUUACUGCUGUGCUUGACACUGAUACAGGUUCUUUCAGUGGUCUUGGAUAUUGGCAGGAUGCGAACGUGCUUUCCGCAAUGGCUAAUCUGGAUUACUUCACAAAAUCAACAACAAAUCGACAUGCAGUGACAGAUAGCUUGAAUGCUGCCUUUGGUUUAUAUACAGAUUAUGAUCAGUACGGGUAUAAUGAUGAUGCAAUGUGGUGGGCUACAGCAGCUUAUUAUGGCUACCGCGCAUACGACGAUCCCAAUCUUUUGAAUCAUGCCAUCGCAACUUGGCAGCACGUCUCGAACUACGUCAUCACCGCAUCCGAUGCGAGCUCUGGAACACAGCCCAACAAGGACUUUCCCAUUGAGGGGUCCUGUGAUGGAGAAACUACGGUGGGGGGUGUUUUUUGGCGCCCCUCGAGCAGUGACACUAGUGUCAACUCUAUCACUACUGGCCUCUAUAUAGCUCUCUCGGCCUACCUCGCGUCCACAACUAAAAAUAGCACUUACACCGAUGCUGCAAUUCUCUCCGCCAAUUUCAUCAAGACCACUAACAUGAAUUCCGAGGAUCUCGUCCUUGAUACGAUCGAUGCUCAGGACUGCACGCGUUCUUCCUCGAGCUGGCUGUUCACUUACAACAGCGGCAAGUAUAUCGAAGGUUUGAGCGUCCUUGCAUUCGUCACUGGCGACCAUAGCUGGACUUCACUCAUGCUGGAUGUUGUUGCCGCAGCAACAAAAGCGCCGGCAUGGGAAGGCAGUGAUGGCAUUAUUACCGAAGGCGCCGACGUUACAGAAGACAAUGACGGUAUUGGAUUUAAGGCUGUAUUUAUCCGCGGCUUAGCUGAGGCCUGGAGCCGCAACUCUGGUAACACUGCCUUGAGGGCUCUUAUCCGGAGCUAUACUAACGUUCAGUACAACGCGUUGCUUGACCUGGCGUCGAAUAGCAGUUCUAGCUCUACGUGGUACUCACCGGCCUGGGAGGGUCCUGGCCCAACCUCGUUCAUCGUAUGGGGACAGCUUGCGGCCGUAGACGUCCUAGUUUCCGCGGUGAGCGUCAAUAGCUGAUAAGCUGGAAUUAUAGAUCCUUCCAGCGAGUCUUGAUAUAGACGUAGAUAAGUAUCGAUAUUCCAAAGGUGAAAAUAUCCAUGAUAGACAGACGAAGAUUUGCGCGUAACUGGACGAUGGGAAGAGUCACACUGAUUGCAUGUGUUUUGUAGACUCACAGUAAACGCCGGUCACCAAGUUGUUGCGCAGUCAGAUCUUAGUUUCCCGAGUAUGCUUCUCAAUGCUGUCGAUUUAAAAUGCGUCACUCCUUGACUUAGACUUCCAUCAAUAUCCAGC
Molecule: messenger RNA, 1790 nt
Organism: Suillus paluster
Lineage: Eukaryota; Fungi; Basidiomycota; Agaricomycetes; Boletales; Suillaceae
Product: endo-1,6-alpha-mannosidase
Exons: 14
Coding region: 315-1514 (399 amino acids)
Biological process (GO): carbohydrate metabolic process
Source: RefSeq, a predicted model, not a curated record